Gossypium raimondii (Peruvian cotton) is the source of this 1430-nucleotide messenger RNA. Its product is annotated as eukaryotic translation initiation factor 3 subunit H. The coding region runs from base 164 to 1177 and encodes 337 amino acids. Gene Ontology annotation, cellular component: eukaryotic translation initiation factor 3 complex; cytosol; cytoplasm. Gene Ontology annotation, molecular function: protein binding; metallopeptidase activity; translation initiation factor activity. Lineage: Eukaryota; Viridiplantae; Streptophyta; Magnoliopsida; Malvales; Malvaceae. The transcript has 11 exons. The record is from RefSeq and is a predicted model, not a curated record.
CCCAAACUCCAAAAAGCCCAACAGAGUCCAAAAUUUUUAAUAAAAUAAAAGUGAAAACGAAGCAAAUUCUAGGGUUUCUCCUCCCUGCUAUUGUUGUUGUUGUUGUUGUUGUUGUUUUCCCCUUAUUUUGCUAACAGAGCCUUCUCAAAGACGACAUUCAACAAUGGCGAAUUCAAUGGCGAAGUCUUUCCUUCAAGUUGCAGCUACUGAAGAGGUUGUUUCUCCUCUCAGAGUUGUCCAGAUCGAAGGCCUGGUGAUAUUGAAAAUAAUCAAGCACUGCAAGGAGUUUUCACCGGCUCUGGUUACCGGCCAACUUCUUGGAUUAGAUGUUGGCAGUGUUCUUGAAGUUACCAAUUGUUUCCCUUUCCCGAUCCGCGAGGAAGAUGAGGAGAUUGAAGCUGAUGGAGCUAAUUAUCAGCUUGAGAUGAUGAGAUGUCUAAGGGAGGUUAAUGUUGAUAACAACACUGUUGGAUGGUACCAAUCAACGAUUUUGGGUUCAUAUCAGACAGUUGAGCUCAUUGAGACUUUUAUGAAUUAUCAGGAGAAUAUUAGGAGGUGUGUAUGCAUUAUCUACGAUCCUUCGAGGUCUAAUCAAGGUGUCUUGGCUCUUAAGGCUUUGAAGCUAUCUGAUUCUUUUAUGGAACUUUACCGAGCUAAUAGCUUUACUGGAGAAAAGUUGAGGGAGAAAAACUUGUCAUGGAUGGAUAUUUUCGAGGAAAUUCCUAUCAAAGUCUCAAAUUCUGCCCUUAUCAGUGCCUUUAUGACUGAGCUGGAAUCUGACACUCCAGUUACACAGUGUGAUUAUGAUCGUCUGCAAUUGUCAAACAAUCCAUAUAUGGAGAGGAAUAUGGAAUUUUUGAUUGAAUGCAUGGAUGAUUUGUCAGUGGAACAGCAGAAGUUCCAAUUUUACUACAGGAGCCUGUCACGUCAACAAGCCCAGCAACAGGCAUGGCUUCAGAAAAGAAGGGCAGAUAACAUGCAACGAAAAGCUGCCGGGGAGGAUCCUUUGCCUGAGGAGGACCCUUCAAAUCCCAUCUUCAAGCCAAUCCCUGAGCCAUCACGGUUGGAGAGCUUCCUCAUAACAAAUCAAAUCGCAAAUUACUGCAACCAAAUCAACGGGGUUUCUGGGCAGAGCUUCAACAGAUUGUAUUUAAUGAAAUCGUUGCACGAUAACUGAAACUCGCAAUGUCGUCUGCAAUUUUUUGCAGGUAUAAAUGAUGCAUUGUCUAGAUUAGCUGAAAAUUUUUGCAAUGUCUGAGUAGAAUUAUAAUUUAUGGUUGUGAUUUUUAUUUGAAGAUGAAUGUGAUUGAAAAUUUUUCCCAUGCUGUUAAUGUUUUACAUUUAAUCUGUAAGCCUGAUCAUUUGCCCGCAUUAAAUCUUAGUAUUACUAUUUGAAUAUGAAAUGACAUUUUUCGUUGGAUUUCACUAAA